AUGGCUGUAAACAGAAUUUCAAGAGCUAAAACACCUUCUGGAACAACGGUCGUAAGAACGAACUUGCUACGUGCCCGUAGAUGGAUGAAUAGAAAUGGGAUCACACUCGUCAGGGCUGACAAGGCCAAAACUAUGGUGGUCAUGAAGCAGGAAACGUAUGAUCAUCUAUUAUUCGAGUACAUCAACAUUACAAACUGUGAAGAGGUGAGCAACAAUACAGUGGAGAAAUUACACGCGAAGGUUAAGAAAUUCAAUAAUAGUAAGUUAGCGAAAAGAUUGGAAUUUAAGAAAGUUGUAAUGGACUCACCCGAUACACCUAAACUUUUCGGAUUUGCGAAAACGCACAAGUCGGGACAACAGAUUCGCCCAGUGGUGGAUAAAAAUAGAGCACCAACCCAACAAUUAGAAAAGCUGACGCACUCGUUGAUUUCUCCAUACUUGCAUGACUACCCCUAUACAGUAAACAGCAGUGAACAACUCCUAGCAUACCUCAAGCAGGUGGACAAUCCGCCACAAUUUCUUACUGUAUUCGAUUUUAAGUCCCUAUACCCAUCAAUUCUUCUUCCUCCAACAUUUUGUGCCCUGAGGGAUCUCUUAUUCAGAAUAGUUAAUGACGCUAACCUACAACAACAAAUCUUAGAGAUGACGCACCUGUUAUGUUACAACUCGUUAUUUCAAUUCAGAGGCAAAACGUACAUGCAAUCCAGGGGCGUACCGAUGGGGAGCCCCAUUGCAGGGGACUUAUGUGAGUUGGUGAUACGUCAAUUAGAAGAAAGAGUCCUCCCACUCCAUAUCUCUAACAUCAUAUUAUACAGGAGGUAUAUUGAUGAUAUCCUCAUUCUAUGGAAGGUUAAGCCUGACAUAUCAGCUUUCUUGGAAUUGGUUAAUGACAACAGAUACGGCUUAACUCUAGAGCUGGACCAAGCACACGACAGGCAAGUGCAUUUUCUGGAUAUUAGCAUUAAGGUGGAUGGAAAGAGGAUCCAAACAGAGGUAUACAGGAAACCUAUUGCAGAACCGCUAUACAUACCAACAACAUCGUGUGAUCCUUACCAUUAUAAAAUAGCGGCAUUCAACACAUUAAUUAAGCGAGCCUAUACUCAUUCAUCCACCAAGGCUGCUCUAGAAUCUGAACAUAGAACCAUAGCUAACAUAGCGAAACGCCAUGGUUAUUACAACCUUAUGAAUAAAUUAUCCAAGAAACUACGCCAUCCGCAAGUAUCCGCAAGAGACGCAGGGCAGGAAGAUGACAGACCAGAGCAUAAAGACAGAGUUCCGGUCACUUACAACCCGUGGUUACAGAAACUCUACUCAGAGAUUGCGAAAAAGAAAAACAUCAAUAUCACAUACAGGAGAUGUCCCACGGUCUUUAAUAUACUCCGUAAUGCUAAAGAUCCUCCCAACAAUCACAUGCUUUCGGGAGUAUAUACCAUCCCAUUGAAGGAUCAUCGAUGUGAUGAACAGCUAUUAUACAUUGGAUCCACUAAACGCUCGUUAUCUGUCAGAUUAAAAGAACACAUCGCAGACAUACAGCAUGGAAGAAUAACCACGGCACUCGCUCGUUAUGCCACAGAUCCAGAUAUCGAUCCUAAGUUUAGUGAGGCUAGAAUCAUUCACACCACACCGCAUACGGAACAUCUAAGAUGGAUAGAGGCAAUGUCUAUAUAUAAAGCGGCCCGAAACAACAGGUGCAUUAAUAAUAAGGAGGAAUUAUCUCUAUCCCUAGCAUGGGAAAUGCUUAUACAGGACAGAGAAAAUAUUCUAUAA
Centruroides sculpturatus (bark scorpion) is the source of this 1767-nucleotide messenger RNA. RefSeq lists its product as uncharacterized. Bases 1 to 1767 code for a protein of 588 amino acids. The record is from RefSeq and is a predicted model, not a curated record. The transcript has a single exon. NCBI's taxonomy places the organism in Eukaryota, Metazoa, Arthropoda, Arachnida, Scorpiones, Buthidae.